AUGAGUAAUAUUGAAGAAAGAAGAUCCUUAUUAGAGGAUUUAGAGGUGAUUGAAAGCUCAAUCACCAAGAGAUUUCAACGGAAUCCUGAGUUAUAUUAUAAAUAUCAAGAGGGACUGAAGAAAGUAGUCGAUCCUGAUAUUGAUUUGCCAAGCAAGACUGUGAGAAAUACAAAUAAAAUAUACAAGACUAGGAAACACAAGAGAAAGAGAAAACAAAUUCUUCUUCAGCAAUAUGAAAUUAACGAGUUUUUGGAUGAUUAUAGAAGAAAAGAGAAACAACUGAUGAAACAGAAGCUAGAUAUUAGUGAAUUUAGAGAUAAAGGGGCAGAUUUUGUGAAGUUUGAAGAGCUAUUGGAGUCAAUUAAUAAUGAAUAUAAUAAUCAAAACGAAGAAACUCCAACAAAUUUGAAGCUAUUGGAUAAAAAAGAUAAAUAUGCCAUGUUUUCUUCCUCAAUUAAUAUAAAUUCACCAAAUAAUAUAUUGUCUAAGAGGUCACAAUUACUGGAUUUGAAUAAUUACUUUUCAAAAGAGGAACAAUAUGGUGAAAUUUUAAACUUAGAGCAGUUCUAUUCUAGUUGGUUAAACGUAGUUAAGACUGCUGAUUGCUCUAUAUUGAAAUACAUUCUUAUGCUCAAUGUAUUUCUAGAUAAGGAUGAAUUUAUUUUAAAUUCGCCAAUGGAUAGGAAAAAUCUACGUUAUGUUGAUUUUAUCAGGAUUUUAUCCAAGUAUUUUGAAUCGUACCUAGAAAAAAGGUAUAUAUUGAACAAUUGGAUCAAUUUUAAGACUGAAUUAAAAAAAAGCUUUGAAAAAUAUUCAAUAAAACCUAUAGUAAAGGAAAAGAAAGGUUAUCUUUGCAUAUCAUGUGGGAAAUGGUUUAAAAAUUCUAACGUAUACGAUGGUCAUUUAAAAGGAAAACAACACGAAAAACACUACUCUAAUAGAAAAAUGUUUUUAUAUAAUGAGUACAAGUUGCAUAGAAUAAUAAACUACUUAAAAUAUGAAUUUGAUGAAUCCAAAGCAUAUAUGGAAAGAAAACUAGCAUUUACCAACACAGAAAGAAACAAUGAGUUAAAAUUACUAACAAAAAAAUACGAGGAACCAGCAUAUAAUAAGGAUGAACCAGAAAAUACAGAUAAAUACGAAGAGGAUGACAAUUCUAUGAGUAAUGCGGCUGAAGAUCGCAACAAAUCAUUUAAUAUGCCAUUGGGACCGGAUGGAAUGCCUAUCCCAUUAUGGUUAUACAAGUUACAAGGUCUAGAUAUCAAAUACAACUGUGAGAUCUGUGGUAAUAAAGAGUACCAAGGCCGUAAAGCGUACGAGAAUCAUUUUUCAGAGCUAACACAUACCUCCCAUCUAUACUUUUUAGGCAUACAAUAUUCUAAAGCUUUCAAAGGGAUUACAUCCAUAGCGGAAGCUAAAAGUCUAUGGAGUUCCAUGCAUGCCAGUAAUGGUAGUGCUGCUAGUUUUAGUAACCAGAACAAUACCAAGCUCGCUAUGACUGAAGAUAUCGAAGUCGAGGACUCAGAAGGUAACGUCAUGUCGAAGAAGAUCUACGACGAGUUGAAGAAGCAAAACUUAGUUUAG
Molecule: messenger RNA, 1584 nt
Organism: Tetrapisispora phaffii CBS 4417
Lineage: Eukaryota; Fungi; Ascomycota; Saccharomycetes; Saccharomycetales; Saccharomycetaceae
Gene: PRP9
Product: SF3a splicing factor complex subunit PRP9
Exons: 1
Coding region: 1-1584 (527 amino acids)
Biological process (GO): mRNA splicing, via spliceosome
Cellular component (GO): spliceosomal complex
Molecular function (GO): RNA binding
Source: RefSeq, a predicted model, not a curated record